Megachile rotundata (alfalfa leafcutting bee) is the source of this 693-nucleotide messenger RNA. RefSeq names its product Bax Inhibitor-1 (gene BI-1). The record is from RefSeq and is a predicted model, not a curated record. Gene Ontology annotation, cellular component: mitochondrial membrane. Gene Ontology annotation, molecular function: enzyme binding. NCBI's taxonomy places the organism in Eukaryota, Metazoa, Arthropoda, Insecta, Hymenoptera, Megachilidae. Gene Ontology annotation, biological process: cellular response to unfolded protein; negative regulation of apoptotic signaling pathway; negative regulation of endoribonuclease activity.
AUGAAGCCAGUGAAGUACACAAAAGAUAAUACAAAUUUUUAUUAUAGGGAAUCCCCGGUUAGACAACACUUAAAGAAUGUUUAUGGUUGUCUAUCCUUUUCAACUCUAUCAGCUGCAGCAGGAGCUUAUGUUCAUUUAUACACAGAGUUCCUGGAUGCCAAUUUAUUAACAACUCUUGGUACUUUCGGUCUCCUCUUUGCUUUAAUCAGCACACCAGACAAUGGAAAAAAUCAAAAAUUGCGGCUUGGCUACCUUUUGGGAUUUGCAUUUUUAUCGGGGCUUGGAUUAGGUCCUUUACUUCAUUUGGUUAUAAGUAUUAAUCCAAGUAUUGUAGUAACUGCACUCAUAGGUACAACUGUUGUAUUUGUAUCGUUCUCUAUUUCAUCACUUUUGGCUGAGCGAGGUCGUUGGUUAUACCUUGGUGGUAUCCUGAUUAGCUUACUAAAUAUUAUGGUUCUGUUUUCAAUUAUCAAUAUCUUCCUACGUUGGUCCUUGUUUUAUCAAGUUCAUUUAUAUGUUGGAUUAUUCCUGAUGUGUGGCUUUGUAAUUUAUGACACACAAUUGAUUAUUGAAAAAUACCACAUGGGCAGCAAGGACUUUAUCCUGCAUUCUUUUGAUCUUUUCAUAGAUUUUAUUAGUAUUUUCCAUCAUCUUAUUAUUAUCCUCACACAGAAGCGUAAACGUAAAAAUUAA